AUGCCCGCUAACGAGGAAAUUCUGAGCGCGCCCCUGCAACAAUCACUGGACAAUUUCCUGGGGAAAGCUUGUGUUAAUGGCUGUGUGUCCUCUAACGACGAUGAAGAUGACUGCCAAAAGUGUUGUCUAGGCUCCAACUUCAAGCAGAAUGGCAAGGAAGAGUGUCAGUACAAGAGUUUUCCAGUGAGGGAGGUCCAUGAGAAGUUCAUGAGAAGCUUCAUCGACUUACUUCUGGAAGAUGCAGUUUUUAAGGGGACUGCGAGAAAAAAUAGAGUGGUGGAAUGGAUGGAGCCAUCCGCCCUUCAUUCAGCCAUCGACUUGAAUCUCCAAGACCAGGGAGUGUCUCACGAAGAGCUUUUCUCGUUAGCUCGUAACGUGAUCAAGUACAGUGUGAAAACAGGUCAUCCUCGAUUCGUGAAUCAAUUAUAUUCCAGCGUGGAUCCGUAUGGUCUCCUUGGACAAUGGCUGACCGACGCUUUAAAUCCUUCAGUCUACACUUACGAGGUCUCUCCGGUAUUUUCCUUGAUGGAAGAGGAAAUACUGCGUGAAAUGAGGAAAAUAGUUGGCUGGAAGGAUGGUAGAGGUGAAGGGAUAUUCUGUCCUGGUGGUUCCAUUGCCAAUGGCUAUGCAAUCAACUUGGCGCGUCAUUAUAGGUUUCCCCAGUUGAAGGAACUGGGUAUGACCAGUGCUGGUAGAUUGAUAGUAUUCACAUCCCAAGAUGCUCACUACUCUGUGAAGAAACUCAGUGCAUUCUUGGGAAUAGGUACCAGCAAUGUCUGUGAAGUGAAAACUGACAAUAAAGGAAAGAUGUGCAUGGUAGACUUGGAAGCACAGAUCAAGAGAGUUCUGGAAGAUGGUGCAACUCCAUUGAUGGUCUCUGCCACAGCAGGAACCACUGUUCUGGGUGCCUAUGAUCCUCUGAGAGACACAGCAGCUAUUUGCAAAAAGUACAACAUGUGGUUUCAUGUUGAUGCAGCCUGGGGAGGAGGAGCUUUGAUGUCGAAGAAAUACCGACAUCUUUUGGAUGGUGCAGAACUGGCAGAUUCUAUUACUUGGAAUCCUCACAAACUUCUGGCUGCUCCUCAACAAUGCUCAACACUGUUACUACGUCAUGAAGGUCUCUUGCAGGCUGCACAUGGUCUGAAGGCCAGUUAUCUCUUCCAACCAGAUAAAUUCUAUGAUACUUCCUUUGAUAGUGGAGAUAAACAUAUGCAGUGUGGUCGAAAGGCAGACGUAUUAAAAUUCUGGUUCAUGUGGAAGGCGAAGGGCACUCGAGGUCUUGAGAAGCACGUGGAUCGUGUCUUCGAAUUGUCGCGGUACUUCACGGAUUACAUAAGGCACAGAGAAGGCUUCAAGUUGAUGCUUGAACCUGAGUGUACUAAUGUUUGCUUCUGGUACGUGCCGCCCUCUAAGCGUCACUUGCAGGGUGAGGAGUUGUCGAAAGUCUUCCAGAAAAUUGGGCCAGCAGUGAAAGAGCGUAUGGUGAAGAAGGGGUCGAUGUUGAUCACGUAUCAACCUCAACGCGAGUUGCCAAAUUUCUUCAGGUUGGUUCUGCAGAAUUCUGGACUGACUGAAGCGGACAUGAGGUUCUUCGCAGAAGAAAUUGAGAGGCUCGCCAGUGAUUUAUAAAAUUUCUAAGAAUUACUCUUUGUAAAAACUCUUAAGUUAAAGA
Messenger RNA from Habropoda laboriosa, 1672 nucleotides. RefSeq names its product cysteine sulfinic acid decarboxylase (gene black). Gene Ontology annotation, molecular function: pyridoxal phosphate binding; carboxy-lyase activity. Gene Ontology annotation, biological process: carboxylic acid metabolic process. Lineage: Eukaryota; Metazoa; Arthropoda; Insecta; Hymenoptera; Apidae. Bases 1 to 1629 code for a protein of 542 amino acids. The transcript is spliced from 3 exons. The record is from RefSeq and is a predicted model, not a curated record. Gene Ontology annotation, cellular component: cytoplasm.